This is a messenger RNA of Umbelopsis ramanniana AG, 1531 nucleotides long. RefSeq lists its product as uncharacterized. Bases 27 to 1328 code for a protein of 433 amino acids. Gene Ontology annotation, cellular component: cytosol; COP9 signalosome. The record is from RefSeq and is a predicted model, not a curated record. NCBI's taxonomy places the organism in Eukaryota, Fungi, Mucoromycota, Umbelopsidomycetes, Umbelopsidales, Umbelopsidaceae. The transcript is spliced from 4 exons.
CAGUCUUGCACACCACAAUUCGCGACAUGGAUUUACAUGCUCAGCUAUUAGACGUUGAGCAUGUGUCAAUGCAAAAAGACAAACUCUCCUCUUACAAGUCAAUUCUAGACACUAUACUUUUUGCUUCGAGCAAUAUCGAUGAAUUAGAACAAAAGUUAAACAUUUACGUGGACGCCAUUCUGCAAGAGCACAUUGGUCUCGUUGUGUCUCGACAAGCGUUGACAGACUUUAUAACGGCUGUGGACGAGCGCGUUCAAGAUGCUCAUACCAAAAAGGAAGCAUUCCAAUUUGCGAUCAACAGAAUCCAGUCUCGUGUUGUCUCUUUCGAAGAGCAGAUGUCGUCGUUGAGAGAGAAACUUGCUUCUACGUACGAACAAGAAGAAGAGUAUCUGGAGGCGGCCAAAAUCCUGCAGGGAAUACCGUUGGAUUCUGGACAUCGAGUCGUAUCCGAUGAUUAUAAACUGAACAUAUAUAUCAAAAUUGUUCGAUUACUGCUCGAAGAAGACGAAGCUGUAGCUGCUGAAACCUAUCUUAAUCGAGCGGCUCUCCUCAUUCCAAAUAGUCAAGAUUUGGUCACCAACCUUACAUACAAGCUUUCACAGGCGAGGAUAUUAGAUUCAAAGCGAAAGUUUUUGGAAGCUUGCUCCAAGUACCAUGAAUUGAGCUAUGUUAGUGAACUUGAUGAUGAAGAAAAAAUGCAAUGCUUAGGAGCCGCAGUGCAGUGUGCUGUGUUGGCAGGUGCCGGACCCCAACGAUCCCGAGCCUUGGCCACGCUCUACAAGGAUGAGAGGACGCAGCAACUACCAUCGUUCUCAGUGUUAGAGAAAAUGUUUCUGGACAGAGUUCUCCGACUUUCUGAGGUAUCAGAUUUCUCUUCCUCACUUAAACCACAUCAUUUGGCCAAACUUGCGGACAACACGACAGUUCUAGAUCGUGCAGUCAUUGAGCAUAACCUACUCUCAGCUUCCAAGAUCUAUAACAACAUCAGAUUCGACCAAUUGGCAGCACUAUUAAAUACAUCACCAGAACAGGCAGAACAAGUUGCCAGCCGCAUGAUUGCAGAAGGAAGAAUGGUCGGAAGUAUCGAUCAGAUUGAACAAUUAAUUUUUUUCGAAUCCGGUGGUGCAGCAGUGGAUGAAAAAGUUGAAUCGAAUGUGUCAAACGUCAGUGCGAGUGCCAUAACUACCAAAAGAAUAGGUCAAUCCAUGAUUGAGGCGGUCAAAUGGGACGAUGCCAUUCAAAGCAUUUGUCACCAAGUUGAAGACAUUAUCGAAUCCAUUCAAGCCAAAUACCCCGGUUAUAUCAAGCAAAAAGGAAUUAACUGUUGAAAUAAAGUUUUAAUACUGUACUAGCAAUAUUUCUUCACCUUUAUGUAUUGUACUCGGGGGUUUGGGAUAGGUGAUUCUAAAUUACACAUUUAUCUGGCGAUGAGGCAUCAAAAGGUUUCGGUUUUCUCUGGUCUGUCCCAGCUUACUCGCACGCCACUAACAUAAUAACAUCAGUUAUACCAUUUCAAGUUUACGACUGCCUA